GGAGAAUGAGAAAUUUGGCCUGCUUACUCAAUGCUCCAGCACACUGGUUAAGGACUUCUGAGUAAGAACAUGGAAGGGAUUCAUUUUGGGAUGACUUUAAAAUUACAAUUAGGAACCACCGCUGCAAUGUGACAGAUCUUCAUUUCCAUCAACAAAGAAACCUCUCUCCUGACACUAUGAUGAUGCUCUGAGAGUCCUAUGGCUUACUUCAUAUAAGGUAAACUGGCAUUUAAAGUUACACAGCGAGGAAACCGUUCUACCUGCAUGUGACAAUCCCAAAGGACAUCGAUCAAGAAGCAGGGGAGUGACUUGGUCUUCUGCACUGUUCUGCUCCUACCCCGAUUUUUUUAGGGGAAGAGAAGGAUUUUCCCAGACCAAGAAUCCGUUGCCCCCCACGUUUCGGAAGGGGGCUGAAGACUUGUCACCCAUCCGGGGGUGCAUGAAGGGUAGUGGUUUUCUUUCUCUCUUAACUUGGUUCUCUGAAGGGUUGGAAGAGAAUUUUGCCUUCCUGGCUUGCCUGGAAGAAGAGGAUGAUUUGGAAAUGGCUGGGCGCUUUGCUGCUUUUCCCCGUGCAGAUGGUUUAUUUGGUGGUGAAAGCUGCCGUGUGCGCGGUGCUGCCGCCCAAGCUCCGGGACCUGUCCGGGGAGAGCGUGCUCAUCACCGGCGGGGGCCGGGGCAUCGGCCGCCACCUGGCCAGGGAGUUCGCGAGGCGAGGAGCCAGGAAGAUCAUCCUGUGGGGUCGAACUGAGAAAUGCCUGAAGGAGACCACAGAGGAAAUCAGGAUGAUGGGGACAGAAUGCCAUUAUUUCAUUUGUGAUGUAGGAAACCGAGAGGAGGUCUAUCGGCAAGCCAAAGCUGUGCGGGAGAAGGUGGGUGAUAUCACUAUCCUAGUGAACAAUGCUGCUGUGGUCCAUGGUAAAAGCCUGAUGGACAGCGAUGACGAUGCACUGCUCAAAUCACAACAUAUAAACACCCUGGGACAGUUCUGGACCACCAAAGCAUUCCUGCCAAGGAUGCUGGAGUUGCAGAAUGGACACAUUGUUUGCUUGAACUCUGUCCUAGCCCUGUCAGCCAUCCCUGGUGCCAUUGACUAUUGCACCUCCAAAGCCUCGUCCUUUGCCUUUAUGGAGAGCCUGACCUUGGGGCUGCUAGACUGUCCUGGAGUGAAUGCCACAACAGUCCUGCCCUUCCACACGAGCACAGAGAUGUUUCAGGGCAUGAGAAUCAGGUUCCCUAAUCUUUUUCCUCCUCUCAAGCCAGAGACUGUGGCUAGGAGGACAGUAGAAGCCGUGCAGAUGAAUCAAGCCUUCCUGCUCCUUCCAUGGACGAUGCAUGUUCUUGUCAUCCUAAAAAGCAUUCUCCCUCAGGCAGCACUUGAAGAAAUCCACAAGUUUUCUGGAAGCUACACCUGCAUGAACACUUUUAAAGGCCGAACAUAGACUUGGUGGUGGAAGGACUGUUCUUCAGUGAAACCAACACAAGCAUGAAAAUCCUGACAAGACUGUGAAUCAGCAGUCUUGGCUUUUAGCCUGUUCAUGUGACUUGCGCUGCUUUGAGGCAACACAUUUCUUGCAGGUCAUAUCCAUAGUAACAUGACCUUUGCACAGGAUUGAAUGACUAGACUAUGGACCCUUGGAAAGAAAAAACAAAAGCGUGAAAUGUUUAUAUGAUGUUUAAUUCUUUAGAGUUCAAUUGUUAAAUCUACUUAUAGGUUUAAGAUGUAAUUUUUGUUUUAAAGUGUCUGUAAGCUGUCUCAGCUGAGAGGCAGCACAUCACACCCCAGACUUUAUACGUUCUCUUCAGAGGAACUGCAAUUGCAAAUUGAUUAUGAUUUCAUUUCAGCUUUUUGAAUGGGAAACUUAAAAAAUAGUUUGAAGAACUACAAGUUAUAGACAUUUAAUGGAAGCUUCCUUCCGUUCCUUCACUUUACGUUGAUCAAGCUCCUGUCAAGGAAGGAGCAAGCUGUGGAGCAAACUGCUGUUUUCUUUGUUAAAGGCCACCCAGAUCUUCUCUCAGAAGGACUGUUCUGUGUCCAGGAAACCUGUCUUACUGCACCUGUGAAGGCUGGAGAGGGAUGCUCAGUCAGGAGAGCAUACAGUUUGAAUAGUGGAAGAUUCCAUCAAUGAGCUCAUAUAUGAAAUUUAAUUGUCUUUCUGAUUAUUUUUGUUCACUUAUGAUGAAAAUAUAUCUAUUUUUAGCAUUAAUCCCAGAUUGCCACGCAUGUAGGCAGCAUCAGAUUGGGAAGGAACUAAAUCUAGAACUACAGCUAGAGCCUGCCUGUACAAACACAAAUUCACUGACAAUCCAUAGAGAGUAAAAUCCAUUGUAUCAAUCUGCACAAUGAAAUAAGUGGAAUAAUUCUCUGAAAAUAGAAGAGACAGUACUGUAGUGCUCAUGAAAUGUGAAGUUUGGAAGCACAGUUAGCAAAGAUCUGAUUAAAUGCACGUUGAAUUCAACUGGGAA
This is a messenger RNA of Oxyura jamaicensis (ruddy duck), 2463 nucleotides long. It is a transcript of the gene DHRS3, whose product is annotated as dehydrogenase/reductase 3. The transcript has 9 exons. Gene Ontology annotation, cellular component: lipid droplet. Gene Ontology annotation, molecular function: oxidoreductase activity, acting on the CH-OH group of donors, NAD or NADP as acceptor. The record is from RefSeq and is a predicted model, not a curated record. NCBI's taxonomy places the organism in Eukaryota, Metazoa, Chordata, Aves, Anseriformes, Anatidae. The coding region runs from base 531 to 1439 and encodes 302 amino acids.